AUGAGAGAAGCAGGUGUUGUGGAAAGUCCAGAAAUUUUGGGAGACGCCUGGCUGACCACAGGGACGAGAGAGGCGGGACCCCCUCUCUGCGGCCCCCCCGGGUGGUCCUUGCGGGGCAAAGCUGAGCCGCCCUCCCGCCGGCUGUGGGUGCCCAGCGCUGGGAGCAGCCCGACCCCAACCCGCGCCUGGGGGGCACAGGGGGCGCAGGGACAGGCCCGGCCGCGCCUCGGGGCCAGCGCAGCGGGAGGGACGGCUCAGGUUACCGGCCUCGUACAGAAAUGAGUGCGGCCGCGGGAGCCCGGGGAGGUUUGUGCUGUCCGCAGCCGAGCUGUAUUAAAGGGGAGCGGCGGGGCGGCCGCGGGGCUCCUCCGGCAGCCACCCCUCGGCAUGGCAGGGCCGGGGGGCGACGGGGACCUGCGGCGCCUGCUGAAGCUGCACCGCACCGAGAUUGCCAUGGCCGUGGACGACGUGUUCCCGCUGCUGCACGGCCUGGCUGACCACGACGUGGUCCCCGAGCAUAUCUUCAAGGAGACGCUGAGCCGGGCGGAGCGGGAGGGCUCCCAGCGCGCUUUCCAUGCCCUGCUCACCUGGCUGCUGGGCCGCGACGCCGCCGCCCUGCGCGACUUCUGGGCCGUGCUCUUCAAGGACUACAACCUGGAGCGCUACGCCCGGCUCCGGCCCGUCCGCGGCGCCUUCCCCAGAGGUACUGGGGGGUCAGGAGGGACCGGCAUCCCGGGUCCUGCCAGUGGGCAGGGGUGGCACCCCGGGCUGGCCGCGCCUGUCCCAGGCCCUGUCCCUCUUUCAGAGGCGGAGCUGGGUCGGCAGCGCCGUGGCAGGCGUCUGUCCCCCAGCCCCACGGCACCGGCCCCACACAGACCCCAAGGCAAGAGGAAAGCCCCUGAGGAGCGGGACAAGGCCCGGGCAGCACAGCCCUCCCCACGGCACACCACCAGUCCUGGUAUGGAGACCCCGAGUGGGAUGGAGACAGGCUGGGGGCCCCUGGCAAAGGCAAAGACUGUGAAGAAGCCGGAGGGCGCAGAUACCCCCCGCACCCCUCGUGCCGGCGGUGAGUGUCAACCCCCCCUGGGCAGCAUCUGCCUGUGCCCCCUGUUUGGCCAGCUGCCAGUGCCCACCAUGUACAGCCAGCAGCCUGUGCCCCUCCAGGAGAAUGAGGACGAGUGUGCAGCCUGCGGUGACGGCGGUGAGCUGAUCUGCUGUGAUGGCUGCCCCAGGGCCUUCCACCUCACCUGCCUGGUGCCCCCGCUGCCCCGCGUCCCCAGUGGGACAUGGCGAUGUGGCUCCUGUGUGACGAGUGUGGCUGAGCCGGGACAGCUGCUGGAGGCAGAUGUGGCUGUGCAGCGACCCCUCGAGAUCGCCGGGGAGGAGGGAUGUGAUACCCGGCUGGGUGGAGCUGAUGGGAGUGUCUGUAGCCACUGCUUCACCCGGAUCCCCACCCCCCAACACUGUCCUGCUCCCAGUGCAGAGCCCAGGGGGCUGCUGCUCUGCACAUCCUGCGCACGCACCCCGGACAUGGGCAGCCUGGACACCACCACAGCAGCUGGUGACCAACCGGCCCAGGCAGCCAAGGCAGAGGAAGGAGCCCUCAGCAGUGACCCUGUGCUGAGCCGGGAUGAGCUCGAUGCACUCCUGGGUGAGGGCACGUGGGAUGGGAUCUUGCAGUGGGCAUUCCAGAGCAUGGCACGGCCCCUGGCAGACACACACGGGCUCCUCGCCUAGUGCACACUACCCCGGUGGCACCACCGACAUCACAGGAGUGCAGAAGCAGCCCCUAGGGAAACUGUGCCACAGGAGGUACACAGGCAUCACGGCAGCUCCAGAAACCCAACAGCAUAAAUAAGAGAGCCUCACAGAACAACCCAAAGCACUUGGACACUGGCAAACAACACAUCACAGCCAACGACGCUCAACAGAGUACAGGGAAAGUAUAAAUGACCAAAAGAUUAUGAAAAACAAAAUAAAGAAAGCAUAAUAGAAUAGGAAAAAAAAAUCUAAAAUAUAAGAAAAAAGAGACUAAAUUUCCAAAAGAAGUAUUGGUAAAUAUCACUAAUA
Molecule: messenger RNA, 2070 nt
Organism: Pseudopipra pipra
Lineage: Eukaryota; Metazoa; Chordata; Aves; Passeriformes; Pipridae
Gene: AIRE
Product: autoimmune regulator
Exons: 9
Coding region: 388-1737 (449 amino acids)
Biological process (GO): humoral immune response; regulation of transcription by RNA polymerase II
Cellular component (GO): nucleus; cytoplasm
Molecular function (GO): DNA binding; DNA-binding transcription factor activity, RNA polymerase II-specific; translation regulator activity
Source: RefSeq, a predicted model, not a curated record